UUCACUUAACACUAGAAACACAUGCUUUUUCUUAGCUCUAUGUUGUAUACGUAGAUUUUGCUGUUUUGGUGGAUAAAAUCGGCACCAUGUUCGUGCGUAAUUCCCCGAGAAGGAGCCACGGCGCUGACGUCUCCCCGCCAUGUUUUAAUGGGCAUCCACUUCUGGCUAUGUUCUUCCAAAAUGAGGGAUCUACACUCCUCUGUGAUGACUGGAUUAUGUUUUUGGAGAUCACUUAACGCAGCUUGCAAAGUAGGAGAUUUGGGAACGAGCUCUGGAAACGAGAGCGUGGAGUGACAGGCACGGUCCGCAUGAUGGAUUAUCAACAAAAGAGUGGACGCCAGGGACAGAGGCACUGGGCUGAGAAGAUGGCAAGAAAUCCGGGGCCAGAAGCUCGGCGCUCUCUGGAAAGCUGCCAUGUGACAUUUGGCUGCCAGCGCUCUGUCACAAGGUCAAAGGGGCCCCGGCAACGCGCACUUAAUGGAAACGCACAGAGUUCCACACAACGUCCACCAAAAUCACUUCUUGGGGAUUUCUCUGGAAAACGGUUUUGCUCCUCAACCAGCCACACACCAAAACAAGCAACGGCAGCACAGACAGAGCGGGCAGACUGGAGAGACGCCUGGGAGAGGAAACCCCAAGUGUAGCAUGAGUAAAAAGAUCUUUCCUUGGAUGAAAGAGUCCAGACAGACCAAUGAGAAACACAGGAGCCAGACGAGCAUUGCAGAUUCCAAUGACAAGUGCGCUAGCGCGUCCCCGUCCUCGAAACGCACGCGCACAGCAUACACGAGCGCGCAGCUCGUGGAGUUGGAGAAGGAGUUUCACUUUAGCCGGUAUUUGUGCAGACCCAGGCGCGUGGAGAUGGCCAAUCUACUGAACCUGCACGAGCGCCAAAUCAAGGUUUGGUUUCAGAAUCGGCGCAUGAAACAAAAGAAGGAUGAGCGCGUGAAGGGCCUAGGAACAUCUUGCUCCCCCUCUUCACCCUCCGAACCAGAUAGCCCCACCCUCUCCAGCCUGGGCUAUGUGCAUUUGGGUCCAGAUAUCCCAGUGUCCCCUCCACCAAAAGUCCAGCUGCAGUCCAUGACGUACCAAGAGACAGAACACUUCUCCAAAUACGCAGCUCCCGGAGGUGACCCUCGCUUUACGCACGGGCCACAAUUUAACGCGGACUUUGACGCGCACGGCCACUCGCACGUGGUGGGACUAAACGAUCCUCAAGGCUCAUAUUUCUCUCAUAGCUGCCCUGCUCAGGACAGAAUCAUGCAGGCUCCAAAGCUGACUCAUCUGUAGCACGUUUGGCUGGACUUUAGUCUGUGUUGUGGAUAGGCCAAAUUAUAGUCUGACACAAUGGUAUUUUA
Molecule: messenger RNA, 1355 nt
Organism: Periophthalmus magnuspinnatus
Lineage: Eukaryota; Metazoa; Chordata; Actinopteri; Gobiiformes; Gobiidae
Product: homeobox protein Hox-A3-like
Exons: 4
Coding region: 478-1287 (269 amino acids)
Biological process (GO): regulation of transcription by RNA polymerase II
Cellular component (GO): nucleus
Molecular function (GO): DNA-binding transcription factor activity, RNA polymerase II-specific; RNA polymerase II cis-regulatory region sequence-specific DNA binding
Source: RefSeq, a predicted model, not a curated record